Molecule: messenger RNA, 4158 nt
Organism: Fusarium tjaetaba
Lineage: Eukaryota; Fungi; Ascomycota; Sordariomycetes; Hypocreales; Nectriaceae
Product: ABC transporter CDR4
Exons: 11
Coding region: 1-4158 (1385 amino acids)
Biological process (GO): transmembrane transport
Cellular component (GO): membrane
Molecular function (GO): ABC-type transporter activity; ATP binding; ATP hydrolysis activity
Source: RefSeq, a predicted model, not a curated record
AUGCACAGCCAUACGCCCCACUCCUCUCCCCAAGACACCGAGACCGAUACAGUCGUCGACGUCGAAGAAACCACCGAGCCCGUCUUGCAACUAGCCCGCACAUUCUCUCUAACUCAUACAUUCUCCGCCCUGUCGACCAACAUCAAUCCGUUCCUCGCCCAAGACCAGCACCUCGAUCCCAAGUCUCCAGACUUCCAACCUGAGGCCUGGGUCAAGGCUCUGCUUCACGCUUUUUCCAAAGACCCGAGCAAGCAUCCACGGUAUACAGCUGGUGUAUCCUGGCGCAAUCUUAGUGUUCAUGGCUUCAGCGAUCCGACUGAGUUUCAGAAGGAUGUCUUGAACGUUAUUUGGAGAAGUCCCCUUGCUGCGUUUGAUUGGUUUGCCAAGAGGAAACAGAAGGUCAAGAUCAUCUCUGAUUUUGAUGGUUUGGUCAAGAGUGGAGAGCUGCUUCUUGUGCUGGGUCGUCCUGGGAGUGGUGUUUCUACCCUUCUCAAGACAAUCGCUGGUCAUACUCACGGACUGCAUCUCGACGACUCAUCCGAGUUCAACUACCAAGUAAUCUACCAAGCCGAAACAGACAUCCACUUCCCCCAGCUGACCGUCGGUGACACCCUCCUCUUUGCCGCCCUCGCCCGCACGCCCCAGCAUAUCAUCGCCAACAUAUCCCGUCACGUCUACGCCCAACAUAUGAGAGACGCUGUAAUGGCUAUGUUUGGUAUUUCCAACACUCUCAAUACCAAGGUUGGCGAUGACUUUGUUAGGGGCGUUAGUGGUGGUGAGAGGAAGAGGAAGUCUAACUAUCGUCCAAAGGAGUUUGACAAGGUCUUACUUCUCUACGAAGGCCGCCAGAUCUUCUUCGGACCAACAAACGAAGCGGCACAGUACUUCACCGCCAUGGGCUUUGAAUGUCCUCCCCGCCAGACAGCCGCCGACUUCCUAACAUCCCUCACUAACCCCGACGAACGAAUAGUGCGACCUGGCUUUGAGAACAAAGUCCCUCGCAGUCCCGAUGAGUUCGCAAACGAGUGGAGAAUGAGUCAGCACAGGGCUUCACUACUAAAUGACAUCGCUGCGUUUGAGAUCCGGUAUCCUUUCGACGGGAAACAAGUUGAGACGCUCAAGGGUAUCAGAAGAGCUCAGAAGGCCAAGUUCUCAUCUGACAAAAGCCCUUUUACAAUCUCGAUCCCAAUGCAGAUCCAUUUGUGUAUUGGUCGAGGUAUCAAGAGACUUCUCGGCGACAAGACCUUUUUCAUUGUUACCAUUGUGGUCAACUUUGUCAUGUCGCUUGUUCUUGGUAGUGUUUACUUCAAUCUGCCUAGCACGGCUGAGGCCAUGAACCAACGAGCCUCUGUGCUCUUCUUUGCUAUUCUUUUCAACGGCCUUAGCAGUGCGUUGGAGAUCCUGGCCCUCUAUGUCCAACGACCGAUUGUCGAAAAACACGCAAGAUAUGCCUUGUAUCGACCUCUUUCCGAGUCUGUCUCUUCCAUCAUCUGCGAUUUACCUUCCAAGAUCAUCUCAACUCUCGCUUUCAACAUUCCGCUCUACUUUAUGGUGCACCUCCGUCGCGAUGCCUCGGCCUUCUUUAUUUUCCUUCUCUUCAGUUUCACCACUACCAUGGCCAUGUCAAUGAUCCUUCGUACUAUCGCCCAGUCGUCCAAAACGGUUCAUCAAGCCCUCGUUCCGGCUGCCAUCUUCAUCAUCGGCUUGGUCAUCUACGCUGGGUUUGUCCUCCCGAUUCGAAGCAUGAAGGGUUGGUUGAGAUGGAUCAACUACGUCAACCCAAUUGCUUAUGCGUAUGAAUCUCUGAUCGCGAAUGAAUUCUCGGGUAGGUCAUUUAGAUGUCGGACAAUGAUACCUUCUGGCCCGGAGUACGAGAACAUCGAGCCGAGUCAGCGGACCUGUUCUGUUGCUGGUGCCCUCCCAGGCCGUGAUUUCAUCGACGGUGAUUUCUUUAUUGGGACUUUCUACAAGUACCACUACUCCCACCUUUGGAGGAACUACGGCAUCCUCAUCGCUUUCAUCAUCUUCUUUACCUUCACCUAUCUGUUUGCGGCAGAGUACUUCUCAUCUGAAGCUUCCAAGGGCGAGGUCCUGGUAUUCCGCAAGGCCCAGGACUCUCACCGCAAAAGAACAACCGACGAAGAAGCCAUAAAGUCAGAUUUCCAGCCUCCGCGAGCGACGAGCGAUGGCGUGAUCCACCCAUCGACUGAGAAGCCACUAACCUCUUCCACCUUUUGCUGGAGGAAUGUCUGCUACGACGUGAAGGUCAAGGGCGAGACACGACGAAUCCUUUCGGACGUCAAUGGUUGGGUUCAGCCAGGCAAGCUGACUGCUUUGAUGGGCGCCACUGGGGCCGGCAAGACCACACUUCUCGACGUAUUAGCCGAUCGCGUCACCACGGGAGUCAUCACGGGCGACAUCCUUGUAAAUGGACUACCGCGCGGCAAAUCAUUCCAGAGAACCACGGGAUACGUGCAGCAGCAGGACAUCCACCUCGAGACAUCUACUGUGAGGGAAGCUCUCCGUUUCAGUGCUGUUCUCAGACAACCGACUGCUAUUUCCAAGCAGGACAAGGUUGACUACGUUGAAGAGGUGAUUGACUUGUUGGAGAUGGGUCCUUAUGCAGAUGCUGUCAUAGGGAUCCAGGGUAAAGGUCUCAACGUUGAGCAAAGGAAGCGCCUUUCCAUCGGCGUUGAACUGGUCGCCAAACCCGAAGCUCUCAUCUUUCUCGACGAACCUACCUCCGGUCUCGAUAGCCAAACAGCAUGGGCAAUCGUAUCCCUUCUCAAGAAGCUCGCAGACCACGGGCUAGCUAUCCUGUGUACCAUUCACCAACCGUCCGGCAUCAUCUUUCAGCAAUUCGAUCGACUGUUACUUUUGGCGAAAGGUGGCAGAACUGUUUACUUUGGCGACAUUGGUGAGAAUGCCACUGGCUUGACGGGAUACUUUGAGAAGCAUGGUGCUGCUCAUUGCCGACCAGAAGACAAUCCCGCUGAGUGGAUGCUCCACGUCAUCGGCGCUGCACCGGGUGCUCAUACGGAUCGUGACUGGGUUGAGACCUGGAAGACUAGUUCUGAAUUUCAGCUUGUCCAGAAGGAGCUUGACAGCCUAACCCGGUCGACGCAGGCCUCUAGCGAAGCAGCACAGGCUACCUCCUACGCUGCCUCGGUCUCACAGCAGUUCUUGGCCUGCACCCAACGCGUUGCUCAGCAAUACUGGCGAACCCCGACUUACAUCUACUCUAAACUAUCCCUUUGCCUCAUUACGAGUCUCUUCAUCGGCCUCUCCUUCCAGGACUCCCCACUAUCUCUCCAAGGUCUCCAAAACCAACUCUUCUCGAUCUUCAUGCUGCUCGUCAUCUUCGCAUUCCUUUCCUACCAAACCAUGCCCGGCUUCGUCACCCAACGCACGCUCUACGAAGGACGCGAAAGGUCUUCCAAAACAUAUGCUUGGUACAACCUUAUACUCGCCAACACAGUCAUCGAAAUGGCUUGGAACUCUGUGGCGUGUCUGGCAGUCUACUUCCCGUUCUACUUCCUUGUUGGGAUGUAUGACAAUGGCCGUCUUACAGAUACGCAGCAUGAACGAGGGGCAUUCAUGUUUGUCUUGACGUGGGCGUUUUUGGUAUAUGAGGGGACGUUUUCGCAUAUGUGUGUUGCCGGGGCACCGACUGCUGAGGUUGGAGCAACGUUUGGGUUGUUCCUGUUCAUGAUGUCUCUUGUGUUUUGCGGUGUUCUCGUUCCAUACUCGGGCCUCCCUGGAUUCUGGACAUUCAUGUACCGCGUCUCACCCUUGACAUACCUCAUCGGUGCCAUGAUCUCUAAUGGUGUUGGCAAGCAAGAAGUCACCUGCUCAGACAUUGAGUUUCUGCAGUUCCAAACUCCGGCGAACCUCACUUGUGGCGAAUAUGUCGGACAGUUCGUUCAGGCAGUUGGGGGCGCGCUAACAAAUCCGGGGUCGAACCAGACUUGCCUUUACUGUCCGAUUGCUUCGACUGAUACAUACCUUGGAACCUUAAGCAUUCGCUAUAGUGAGAGAUGGAGAAACUUUGGUGUGAUGUGGGCCUUUAUUGUAUUUGAUGUUGCUGCAGCUUUGAUGGCAUAUUGGUCGAUCAGGGUCCCCAAGAAGGGCAAGGGACUAUUGUUUUGGAGGAAGUAG